Molecule: messenger RNA, 950 nt
Organism: Aspergillus ochraceoroseus IBT 24754
Lineage: Eukaryota; Fungi; Ascomycota; Eurotiomycetes; Eurotiales; Aspergillaceae
Product: post-initiation translation factor DPC29
Exons: 2
Coding region: 24-860 (278 amino acids)
Cellular component (GO): mitochondrion
Source: RefSeq, a predicted model, not a curated record
GGGGGGUAUCGUUUGUUUUCGUGAUGGCAUCGAUAGUGAGCAAAAGACUCGUGCAGCAGCGAGUUCGCGCAAACCAGCUCGGAUGUGAUCUUCGUCGGACCUUUACAAGCUGCCCUUCUUGGUCCGCGGGACACAACCGGUGGUCGCAGAUCAAACAUGGCAAGGCAAAGAAUGACAAAGCAAAGAGUAAGGAGAGGCAGAUGGUCGCAAAGGAAAUCAGCUCUGCUGUUCAGAUGUGGGGACCCGAUACCAAGUUCAACCCACGCCUUACCCUCGCCCUCUCAAACGCGAAGCGAGCUGGAAUCCCGAAAAUAGUAAUUGAAGCGGCAAUUGCCAGAGGUCAGGGCCUAAGUGUUACCGGAGAAGCUCUCGAGCAAGUCACCAUUGAAGCUAUCCUACCGCAUUCCGUGGCAGCUGUGAUUGAAUGUCAAACAGAACAAAAAGCCCGUGUCUUGCAGGAUGUCCGCCACGCCAUCAAGGAGGCCGGUGGGACCGUCACACCAACCGCGUAUCUCUUUGAGAAGAAAGGAAGGAUCCUGUUUGAAAGAAAGGAAGGUGUCAAUGCGGAUGAUUGCUUAGACCAGGCAAUUGAAGCUGGUGCCACUGAUAUCACCGCGGAUGAGAACGGCCGCAUUCUGGUGUUCACUGAACCAACUGAGACAAAGAGUGUGGGCGAAGCACUCUCCAAGCAAUCCGGGCUCGUAAUUGAAGAACUAGAGAUUGUCUGGGUCCCAAACAAAGACACAUUGGUGGAAGUCAAAGAUGAGACAGAGAUACAUGAACUAGAGGAGAUAAUGAGUACUCUGCGGGAGGAAACCAGUGUCCGGGAUAUAUACCUGAACACGACCGAUGCGCUCUAAUGACUUCAAUUGUAUAUUUCACCACUCAAGUGUAUACUAGUUGCAUCCUAAAAAAUGUAUUUAUAGAGACAUUAGAUAUGUCACAAGAAU